AUGGGCGAUUGGCGAGUGCAUAUUCGGUAUUUUUGGAGAAAGCCAUCGCCGGAACCGCAGAGCGAGCCUCGCUGGCGCUGGCGGCAUGCUGUUUGUGACCAUUCUGAUGAAUUUAUCGAUGAUCCUGUUGAGGAUAUCUGUUCAAUCUCGGGCCGUGAGGCGUACAUGCACACACCGAGCCCCAAAAUUGGCAGCGUGGAGUGGCUGAGAUGUUGUCAAAUCGGAUAUGAAGAAGCAUUGGAAGUUCUUUAUGGGACGAAUGUCUUUGUGAUGAACGAGGCUAUGGACACCCCUUUUCUGAUAUCAAGGAUUUUGGCACCGCGUUGUGCAUCUCUUAUGACAUCUAUGGACAUCUCGUUUAUUGUUGGCUUCUGGAACCCGGGGCAAGCUGAGGAGGACUGGAUGGCAACCUAUUACGCGUUCUUUGGGUUAAUUGAGAAGAGUUUCCGCGGCGUGCUCCGGCUACGUGUGCUACUUCAAAUGCCGCCCUGUGAGGGUCAAGAGUUUUUCUAUACCUAUGAAAAGGGGAAGGUGUUCCUUGAACCAUGGAAAAGACUCUUGGAAGGUCGGGAGUGGACUCGACUGCAGCUUUGCGUUCCGUACAAUUGGCACGACUGGUUUCAAGAAAUCAAAGGAUCGAUGCCUGAGUUAGCCAGAUUGGAGCUUGUAUCUAGUUCAUGGGCCGACCACUCACUCGCUCCCGCGGAUUUGGCAUGGUCAACAUAA
Messenger RNA from Penicillium samsonianum, 726 nucleotides. RefSeq lists its product as uncharacterized. Lineage: Eukaryota; Fungi; Ascomycota; Eurotiomycetes; Eurotiales; Aspergillaceae. The transcript has 2 exons. The coding region runs from base 1 to 726 and encodes 241 amino acids. The record is from RefSeq and is a predicted model, not a curated record.